UGUCUUAUCAAAAUUUUGUUAAUAAUAAGCUUACAAUAAUAGUUUAUAUCUUUAGUUUGGAGGUUUCCAAUUAGGUUAUUCGUGUAAUUUAUCAAUAAAAAAUGGCUUUACCCCGAACAAUUAGCAGUUUAUUACGCACAAAAGCAAUUUAUACGGCUUCUACUAGGAGUGUAGUAUCACAUGAACCUUGGAAACCAGGUCCAUAUCCAAAAACUGAAGAAGAAAGAUUAGCAGCUGCAAAGAAGUAUGGAUUAUUACCAGAAGAGUAUGAACCUUAUCCAGACGACGGUCUUGGAUUUGGAGAUUACCCAAAAUUACCAGAUAUUGGACAAGAUGCUAAAAGUGAAUAUUAUCCUUGGGACUCUCCUGAACAUAAUAGGAAUUUUGGUGAGGUAAUGCAUGUCCAUUCUGAUAUAUGGGGUUCAGACAAAGGUGAUCCUAAUUAUAGAGAAAGAGCGAGAUAUCCUGAUUGGAUACGAGUGUCAUCUUUGUUUAUUGCUCUAUUUGGCAUUGGUGGCUUAAUGUGGGUCGGACAAUUUUAUGUUCAACGAUACCGUCCAUUUAUGCCCAAACAGUGGCCUCAAGAUGAUAUAAAACAUUAUACUUAUUCUGAUAAAUAUUUUUGAAUUUUUUAAUUUAUAUUAAUGUAGUGGUUAUUUAAAGUAAAGUAAAUUUGUUAACACCAUCAAAUAUAAAAUACUGUUACAACUGAU
This is a messenger RNA of Daktulosphaira vitifoliae (grape phylloxera), 713 nucleotides long. It is a transcript of the gene ND-ASHI, whose product is annotated as NADH dehydrogenase [ubiquinone] 1 beta subcomplex subunit 8, mitochondrial. NCBI's taxonomy places the organism in Eukaryota, Metazoa, Arthropoda, Insecta, Hemiptera, Phylloxeridae. Gene Ontology annotation, cellular component: mitochondrion. The record is from RefSeq and is a predicted model, not a curated record. The transcript is spliced from 2 exons. Bases 102 to 626 code for a protein of 174 amino acids.